GGGGGGGGGGUCGCCACCACUUGACGACGCCAUAGACAUAGACAGGCGAGACAACAUGGCUGACACUCAGAAGAAAAUGAUUCUUGUGACCGGUGGGUCUGGGCUUGUGGGACACGGGAUUCGGCUGGCGGCUGAGGCGGAGCCGCACGAGGACGAGGAGUUUUACUUUGCAACGUCCAAGGACGCGGAUCUGCGGGACCUGGAGCAGACGCGUGCGCUGUUUGCCAAGGUCAAGCCGACGCAUGUGAUCCAUCUCGCGGCGCGGGUUGGCGGUCUCUUUGCCAACAUGAACUACAAGGUCGAGUUUCUCCGCGAGAACCUGCUGAUCAACGACUGCGUCCUGCAGGCGGCGCACGAGGCCGGCAUCGACAAGGUUGUCUCGUGCCUCUCGACGUGCAUCUUCCCUGACAAGACGACGUACCCGAUCGAUGAGACGAUGGUGCACAAUGGGCCGCCGCAUCGGUCGAACGAGGGCUACGCGCUUGCUAAGCGGCUCAUCGACACGGCGAACCGGUGCUACAACGAGCAGCACGGCCGUCACUUUACCUCGGUCAUCCCCACCAACGUCUUUGGACCGCACGACAACUACAAUCUGCAGAACGGGCAUGUGCUCCCGGCCCUCAUCCACCGGGCUUACAACUGCAAGCAGUCUGGCGAGGACUUUGUCAUCUGGGGCACCGGCUCGCCGCUCCGCCAGUUUAUUUACUCAAAGGACCUCGGCAAGCUCUUCCUCUGGGUCCUCCGUGAAUACCACGAGUCGGACCCCAUCAUCCUCUCGGUCGGCGAGGAGGACGAGGUCUCCAUCAAGCAGGCCGCCGAGACCGUGCUCAGCGCCAUCGGCUUUGAGGGCAACGUCGUCCAGGACACCACCAAGGCCGACGGCCAGUUCAAGAAGACCGCCUCCAACGCCAAGCUCUGCGCCCUCAACCCAGACUUUGAGUUCACUCCCUUUGAGCAGGCCAUCCAGGAGUCUGUUGACUGGUUUGUGGCCAACUACGAAACUGCCCGCAAGUAAAACCUCUCGCCCCCCCCCCC
Messenger RNA from Thecamonas trahens ATCC 50062, 1035 nucleotides. Its product is annotated as GDP-L-fucose synthase. Gene Ontology annotation, biological process: nucleotide-sugar biosynthetic process. The coding region runs from base 56 to 1015 and encodes 319 amino acids. The record is from RefSeq and is a predicted model, not a curated record. Lineage: Eukaryota; Apusomonadida; Apusomonadidae. The transcript has 2 exons. Gene Ontology annotation, molecular function: GDP-L-fucose synthase activity.